GACAAGAAUAUCCUGCACAAUUUACCAUACAUUAUUGGUGGGACACUGAUGAUGCUCACAGUCGCACUGCUACUUGUAGCCAUCUUUGGUGCGGUUUAUUUCCGACGGAAGCAAAGACAAUCAGAACGCGAGAGAACAUCCAAAUCAUCCUGUCGUAGAUCUACCUCUGAAUCAAGGAGCCAGUUUUCUGAGGAACAGGCUCAUUUAUGCGGGAUUGAAUGGUGUAACGAUGAAUUGGAAUCUGUCAAGUAUGAAAAGGCGGUGAAUUGGGUGAAACUGAAAAAAUGCUCCUCAAAUCUUGAACCUCAAAUUCGUCUUCGUUUGCAGAAAAUCAAACGACUUCAAGAACACGAAAAAUCGCCACGCGUUCAAGCCGCCCAUCGUGCUUCACUGUACUCUAUCGAGGCAUCACUCUCCAAAAAAGCUGAUCGCGAUGCCAUUAAACAUCGCAAACAAUUCAAGUCGUACUAUGAAGUAAACCGAUAG
Messenger RNA from Anisakis simplex (herring worm), 486 nucleotides. The record is from the annotation of a GenBank genome assembly. NCBI's taxonomy places the organism in Eukaryota, Metazoa, Nematoda, Chromadorea, Rhabditida, Anisakidae.